This is a messenger RNA of Acanthosepion pharaonis, 849 nucleotides long. The record is from the annotation of a GenBank genome assembly. NCBI's taxonomy places the organism in Eukaryota, Metazoa, Mollusca, Cephalopoda, Sepiida, Sepiidae.
AUGAAUGCACCAAGACAGAUCUAUCUAUCUAUCUAUCUAUCUAUCUAUCUAUCUAUCUAUCUAUCUAUCUAUCUUUUGACCAUGAAAAAAUUAUUAACUUUCAACUUAAGGAAACUUCACAUUGCCGGAAUACGAGAAAUCGAAAAACUAAUUAUAGAAAGAAGCGGCCAGAUCCAGCUAUGGCAGUUCCUUUUGGAACUUCUCACAGACAAUGGCAAUGCAAGUUGCAUCACGUGGGAAGGUACCAAUGGCGAGUUCAAACUGGUGGACCCGGACGAAGUGGCUCGACGCUGGGGAGAACGUAAAAGCAAACCGAAUAUGAAUUAUGAUAAACUGAGUCGAGCUCUGCGCUACUAUUACGACAAGAACAUCAUGACCAAAGUGCAUGGCAAGCGAUACGCCUACAAGUUCGAUUUCGCCGGCCUCGCCCAGGCCAUGCAGCCGUCUGGUUCGGAUCCAGGUUAUAAGUUCCCUCAACAAGACAUGCUGUUUUCAACUUACCCAUCACCUAAGCUUAAUCUGAUGACAGCACAUGCGCCAAUUACCUCUUCCACAUCCGGUUUGUUCGCCACAACGACUCAGUACUGGUCUUCGACGAACAGCGGCCUAUUCCCUAAUCUUUCGGGCCACGUGAUGUCUCAUCAUGCUGGACAUAUCUCUCCGCAUGCUCUAUAUUGUGAGUUUCGACUCAUCCCACCACUUCCCAAACCCGAACCCAGCCCAUCCAUACUAACAACUUCGUUUUAUGUUUUCUUGUGUGGGUGUGUGUGGCAGAUCUCCAAUCCCCCAUCGUUGCCAAGUGUCCGGUUUGCACAUGAUGACCUCCACGUCCCAACCGACCUCCACUAA